UUUGUGCCGUUCUUCCCGUGGUCCACAGAACUGCCCCGACCGUCUAGAGUGAGGCCAAAAUCAACAAUCUAACAACAGACAACAUUCAACAACAAGCACCAUCAAUCGACGACAAUAAACAGCACCACUCUACCUGCACGGUUCGAGACGUUCAAGGCAGCGCACAGACCGGAUGUGAGUUCGGUUUCAAGGUUCCGAUGGCCCAAUGCAGAAUUGAUUUCGGCGAAUGCCUGAAAGAUUCGCCGAGCUUCAGACUACGGCUCGAGCAAGAGGAGAACGAAAUCGAGCAUCUCGAGACGCGUUUGGAAAAGAUCAUCAAGGCAUGCAAUGCAGCGGUGGACAGUGGGAAGGAGUACAUCCGCAACCAGAGCACGUUCGCUACGUCGCUCUGGGAUCUGCAGAGGCACUUUCAGGACGACAAAAACUCGACAAACGCACUCGCUCAGCUAAUCCAGUUGCUGCAAGAGAUGAACAAGUACCACACGACACUGUUGGAUCAGGCCAACCGGACGGUGCUGAAGAACCUGACCAGCUUCCUGAAGCGGGAUAUCCGAGAGGUGAAAGAGUACCGGCAGAUCUUCGCCAAGGUGUCGGAAAGCCUGGACGCCGCCGUCUACCGCAAUUCGCAGGUUAGCCGCAACCGGCCGGCCGACGUGAUCGAGGCAGAGAAUCUGCUGUCGGCAACGAAGAGCUGCUUCAAUCACACGGCGCUCGACUAUGUCAACUAUAUCACGCUAUUGCAGAAUCGUAAGCGACAUGAAAUACUGGCCACGUUGCUGAGCUACUUGCAAGCGUGCAGUACGUACUUCCACCAGGGCUCGGAUUUGUGCGAAGACUACGGCACGUUCUUUAAGGGGCUGGACGAUGAGAUUGGCACGAUGCGAAACGAGUACGCGGUCCUCGAUAAGCAGAUGCAGAACCGCCACACGUGUGUCAGUGAGCGAGCAGGCGAUUUGGGUGAACGGAACGUCGAGGGUGAGCGAGAGGGUGGUGGUGACACGUGUAUCGGUGCUCAAUCGUCGGUGGUGGCGGUGGCAGAGGUCGGUUUGUCUAACGGUAGGGAGAGCGUCUCAAGCCGAUUACCGAGCUACAUGGAAGGUUACCUCUUCAAGCGCACCUCAAACGCGUUCAAAACGUGGAAUCGCCGGUGGUUCUGUAUGUGCGACAAUCAGCUCUUCUACCGGAAGCGUACCGGUGAAGAGUUACCCACGGUGAUGGAGGAAGAUCUUCGGCUCUGUACAGUUCGUCCGCUAGCCGACUCUGACCGACGUUUCUGUUUUGAAGUUAUUUCUCCUACCAAAUCACACAUCCUGCAAGCCGAUUCAGAGACGAUGAUGGUUGCGUGGAUCAAAGCAUUGCAGAAAGGCAUCGAUUCCGCCAUUCAGCACAAUAGUCCGUUUAGUAACGAUAUGCGAGGCCGCGAACGAGGCGGACAAAGCGGUGAAGACGGACGGCAUGGAGGCGUAGGGCGCAGCGCGUUCGCUUCGGGGUCGACAUCGAGCGAUAGAAAUACACGAACAGGAACGGCUGGCUGUAGUUCGGAAGGGAGUAGAAAAGGAUACAAAAAAAUCAACUGGACGCAAAUGUUGAAAAUUCCGGGCAACGCCAGAUGUGCCGAUUGCGGUAACAAUGAUCCAAAAUGGGCCUCCAUAAACCUAGGCAUAACAUUAUGCAUUGCGUGUUCGGGGGUACACCGUAGCCUUGGCGUUCACCACAGCAAAGUUCGGUCACUGACGCUAGAUGUGUGGGAGCCUGAAAUACUGCGAGUGAUGAUUGAGCUUGGGAACGACGUCAUUAACCGGGUGUACGAAGGUAAUGCGGCACGCGUGGCACGCUUUGAUCGCGCGACUGACAACUGCGAGAUAACGGUGCGUGAAGCCUGGAUCCGUGCAAAAUACAUUGAACGGCAGUUUGUAGCUCCGAUCGAUGGCGGUCUCAUGGGCACCGGGACGGGAUGGGUAGGCCCAACUGAAGAAGGCAACACUAGCACUUCCUCGUCGACCUUGUCGUUCAAGAGCCUUGGAGCGGAUAGUUCGAAAUUUCCGGAAAAAUGGAGCAUAAAAAAGCUCCGUCGGCGGAGCUACCGACAGUUAUUGCGACCAAAGCACAUUGCAGGAGCCGGUGGGAAGCAGUUGGGGCUAGCAGAAGGUCAAGAGCCACUGUCAACGACGAGGGGAGUGGUGCCGGGUGUUGAUGAAAUCGAUGGUGAUGGUGGCGUGGAUGCGGAGGUAGAGCCAUCCACUACCGAGGUUGGUGAUAGUAUCGGAAGCGGAACAAGCCCGGAUGCGGACGAAAAGGAUGUGAACGAGGGACUACCGAAGCAAUUUACCGACAUUUUACUGGUUGGCUCCAGCGUCGUUACCGACGAUCACAAUUUACCGGAUGAAGACCUGCUGCUGUUGAAUUCAGACCAGGAAUCUACCAGUGGCGAGGAAGACAACUCAAUCAUGGAAUGUGAGGACCUCGAGCGUCUGUGCCCAAACUAUUUGCUGUACAAGGCAGCCAGCGGCCACAAUCUGCCAGUAAUGAGUCAUGCGCUGGCGCUCGGCGCUGACAAGCACUGGACGAAUAGCGAAGAAGCGGACCGAACAGCGCUACACGCUGCCAUCCUAUCUGGCUCAGUAAUGGCGUGUGAAUUUUUGCUCCUCAACGGUGCCGCCAUCAAUGCGGUCGAUCGAUAUGGUCGUACAUCACUCCAUCUAGCUACUGAGCAGGGGUCAGCAGCACAAGCCUAUUUGCUGCUGAAGCAUAAGGCCCGGUACGAUCUGACAGACGCAGAUGGACGCCAACCAAUCGAUAUAGCCGUGGAAAAGGAGGAUGCAGACAUUGUAACACUCCUUAGGUUGACCUUGCUGAACGAUGAGAUAGGAGCGGGCGAGGACGGCGAAAGCUAUACCGGUGGUGACUCAACGUACGUUGCGGUGAUGAACGAGUUUUCGCAUCUAGCCAGCAAUCAGCCGCAACGCUUGCAGCGCAAUCAGCGCCAUUUGCAGCAUCAACAACAGCAACAACAGAGUGAAUCUCUGAUGAAUCAACAGCGCAGCGGCCUGACAGUAACGGAGACGGAUUUAGAUGACGUUACACAAACCACGUCGGAUCUCUCGUGAGCUACGCUUAUGUGAAGUUUAACAAACGCGCACAAACUUUCCAUCGUCUGUCCAUAGCCUGCAAUGGUUAAAAAGCAUUUUGGGCAUUUGGCAAACUAUACAAAGAAAAUAAUGAUCAGUAUCAGUAUCGUUAGUAUUUCUGCUCUUUGCCUAAAAUUCCGACUUUGACUGAAUC
Molecule: messenger RNA, 3282 nt
Organism: Anopheles bellator
Lineage: Eukaryota; Metazoa; Arthropoda; Insecta; Diptera; Culicidae
Gene: CenB1A
Product: arf-GAP with coiled-coil, ANK repeat and PH domain-containing protein 2
Exons: 4
Coding region: 198-3107 (969 amino acids)
Cellular component (GO): cytoplasm
Molecular function (GO): protein binding; GTPase activator activity
Source: RefSeq, a predicted model, not a curated record